Molecule: messenger RNA, 738 nt
Organism: Rotaria sordida
Lineage: Eukaryota; Metazoa; Rotifera; Eurotatoria; Philodinida; Philodinidae
Source: the annotation of a GenBank genome assembly
AUGGAAAUAAAUAAUAAUAAUAAAUUAGAAAGUUCUUCAUAUCAACAACGAAUAUUAAUUACUGGUAUUUCAGGUUUAAUUAGAAAUAUUUUAUUUAAUUAUUUAAUAAAAAAAUAUUCAACAAAAUAUGAAAUCUUUGGACUUGAUCAACAUUUGAAUAUGUCAAUAGAUAAAUUCUUUCAAUGUGAUGUAACUGAUAGAAUAAAAUUACAUAAAAUUAUUGAAGAACAAAAAAUUAACAUAAUUAUUCAUUUAGCAGCUCAACUUGAAAACUAUCCUGAUAUUGAAAUGAUAUCACAUGUUAAUAUUGAUGGAACAAAAAAUAUUUUUGAAGCUCCGGGUGUUCGCCGUAUAAUAUAUGCAAGUACAAUAAGGACAGUUUUUGGUUAUCUUAAUUAUGAACCAUAUCUUUCAAUUCGUAAAGAAACUUUUGAUGAUAUAACAAUGUUAAAAAAUCUUCAAAAAUUAACUAUAUCAAAUAAUCCACCUUUACCUGAUACUCAAACAUCUGGUCAUGAAGUAUAUUCUCAAAAUAAUCAACCAGGAAAUACAUGGUCUCGAACUGUAUGGUUAAGUCAUCGAGAUCUAUGUUUAUUUAUUGAUAAAGUAUUACAAGCUCCUGAUAAUAUUAGUGGUAUAUACUUUCUUACAUCGAAUAAUCAUCGUCGUUGGGUUGAUUUAGAUGAUGCUAAAAGAGAUUUUGAUUUUGUACCACAAGAUGGAGCUGAAAAAUUAUAA